Molecule: messenger RNA, 2276 nt
Organism: Solea solea (common sole)
Lineage: Eukaryota; Metazoa; Chordata; Actinopteri; Pleuronectiformes; Soleidae
Product: homeobox protein unc-4 homolog
Exons: 3
Coding region: 1324-2166 (280 amino acids)
Biological process (GO): regulation of transcription by RNA polymerase II
Molecular function (GO): RNA polymerase II transcription regulatory region sequence-specific DNA binding; DNA-binding transcription factor activity, RNA polymerase II-specific
Source: RefSeq, a predicted model, not a curated record
GCUUCCUAAACUCAGAAUGUCUUUAUCAUUUAAAAAUGGGGGUUACACGUCAGUAGUGUUUUGGUAAUCACUCAGAAAUCCUCAUGAGGGCGACAGAAGGAUUUGAUUUGUAGCAGAUGGUUUAUUAUCAGUUCAAUGCUUUGUUUUUGACAGAGCUGCUGAAGAUGCUGAGGUUUUUUUUUUGGGGGGGGGGAGUGACCGGGAUGGACAGGAUUAGAAAUGAGCAUAUCUGAGGCACAGUUUGUAAAUAAAGUAAGAGAGGCGAGGUUGAGAUGGUUUGGUCACGUGCAGGAGGAUCAUGGAUGUUGUGGAGGAGGACGUGAGGACAGUUAGUGUAGCAGAAGAGGACGAGAUCGAGGCUGAUGAUCUGUUGUGGCCACUUCUGACGGGAGAAACCAAACGAAGAAGUAGAAUCAAAUUUGGGUUUGUGGUGUGGUACAAUUUGGCAGGGGUGUGAUUGGUUUGGUUUAAUGUAGCGCCCCCUACGUCAAUUAUUUCAUACCUGGUUAAAUGUUCUGUCGUUGACGUGAUUUCUGCUUUUUUUCACAGCCAGUGUUCAAAUAAAGGGGCAAAAAUAAUCCUAAAAAAAAUAAAUAAAAUCAUGACUAAGUGUAAGUUGAGAGGAUUUAUGGGAUUUUUUUUUUUUUUUCCGGUUCAUUGUCUGUGACGAUGGGUGUGUUCGUGCUGUUUUUCCUCUCUCCCACAGGACCGAACAACCUGCGUGUUUUCAUUAAGUCUCCUUUGCAGUCAUUUGUCCCCAUUAUACUUGACAACUGUUAAACCAGUCAGAUAAGAGACCUGUGUGUGUGUGUGUGUGUGUGUGUGCACUGAGAUCUCAGCGCGUGAAACCUCAGAAGCCAAAGAUGUUGCAACUUGUCCCAGACUCUUCACAGGAAACAUUCCUUAUCACCACAAUCUAUAUCUAUACAAGAAUAAUAUAUUAGGAUCCAGGCUGUGACCGGGAAAGGUACGAAUGACGAAUGCUGCGGCAAACACUGAUGCGUUAGAACAGAUAAUCCACCGACAGAUGAUUUCACCCUGGUCCUAUAAACCCAGCCCUGCUGUCUGCUUGGAGGUCAUGUGACCAGGAAGAGGAGGUGGGAGAGGAUUGAAGGAGAAGCUCAGGUGAGACCACCUCCACUACUCAAGUCUUACAUUUACUAUUCAGGUAACACCUUUGCAGAGGCACAGCCAGCAGCCAAGUAGACCGAUCUUAACUGUUUCCUUACUCUGGCUGUUGGGAUGCAUUUCACUAUUCAAGCAGCAUCCCUGUAGGAUUAAACCUGGACCCGCCGUGUAAAUUGGACCAUUAAUAGCUUGGACAUGUUUGGCCCGGGGCAGCUGGUCUCGACGCUCCUGCCUGCAGUUUUCCACUCCCCCGCAGCUCACUUUUUCCCCGCGUUCCCAACGAGACUGGGAUCCCAGCCUCAAAUUCUCAUCCCGGGGCCUUUCAUCAGCUACGAGUCCUUGAGGAGUUAUCUGCAGCCGGAGCCAUGCAAGGAGGCUCUGCUGCUGGCCACACAGGGGGUCGGGAUGGGGCUGCUCGCCGAUGGCAUAGAUGAACAGAGGCCAGUGAAGCAGCGUCGCGCACGCGCCAACUACAGCAGCUGGCAGCUGGAGGAGCUGGAGAAGGCCUUCGAGAGCACGCACUACCCCGACAUCUUCAUGAGGGAAGCCCUGGCCCUCAGACUGGACCUCAUCGAGGCCAGAGUGCAGGUCUGGUUUCAGAACCGUCGCGCUAAGAUGCGGCGUCAGCUGAAACUGCAGAGUCAGCUCGUCGCAGGGCCGUAUGUGAAAAAAGACACUGACGAAACAUCGGAGAGUUCGAGCAGGAGCCUGAAGCAGCAGCAGCAGCAGCAGCAGCAGCAGCAGCAGUCGGAGGGUUCCGACAGGGAGCACUCGGAGAGGCGGCAGGAAGGAGACAGUUACCCAUGGACAAAGGCUGCGAGCGUCGCGCUGAGCGUACGUAAGCAGCCCGUGACCCAGGGGUCGGGGAAGUGGGAGAGGCCGGAGGGGCCGAGCUCAGAGGAGCUCCGCUCCUGCAGCAUCGCCAAGCUGAGGGCCAAAGCCAGAGAGCAUGAGGCCGAGAUCCACAGCACUGUAAACAUGUCGGGGGCUGACACACAGUCACAAACACAGGAAGCUGAUGCCACGCACAGUGAUUGAUUUUUUUUUUUUUUCCUCCGUCCUGUUUGUACAGACAGUCGUAACAAAAAGAAAAACAGAGGACAAUGUAGACUCUCAGUACGCCGGAACAUUCCCUUUUAUAUCCUUUA